AGUGCGUUCCAGGAAAAUUUAUUCGAAGCGGAAACUAGAAGCCGGCUAAAUUCGGAUCGUCUUUACGAACACGAAACGUUGUCCGCUUUCGAUGCUAUGUCUUUUGGAUUCGUUGAGGUGACCAUCUUUGUGACGUGAUUACAUAUACAAGCAAUUCUACCCACGGAUUUUCUACUAAAGACAGUAGAUUAUGAGAAACCUCAAAACAAUCGACAAAACUGAACAGUUUCUGUAUACGUGUGUGUGGCUUGUACAGAGAAGGACGUAUGCACCGGAGACCUGUGUAAGGACUUCGUGUUUGUCGAAUCAUCUUUACACUAGUCAAUAUUGAUACUCAAACAUUUGUUUCUUUGCCACUGCCGAUGUAGUGGGGAUCAUUGCUAUCAUCUCUUUUUGAGAUCGAUAUAGGCCUCUCAGGCCACUGGCAGUUUGCUUCAUUGUACUCCGGCAAGAAACUCUGCUAAAGAAGGCCAACCGAAAAACACCCGUGCAGAAGGGCAUUUCGACAGGCUGGCUUCGGUUACAGCAACAGGGGCUGCAACUAUAGCUCGAUUGUCUCUUCCGAAAAUCACCGAUAGCACGCAGCUGCCUAGUUGUCGCCAUUGCGACUAUCAUUGUGGCUGGGUGUAUGUGUGUGUAGAUGUUCUCAAGCCAUGCAAUGUUUAUUCGAGUUAUGUUCCCAUCUUGUGUUAUAUUGUAGCUAUACGACUGUAUCCGUUUUUGCUGGAUUGCACUAUAGACGGCGAUCGUGUUGCUCUUGCUACAGUCCUUGCUGCUAGUUGUACCGGUAUCGACUUCUAUGUCGAAACCCUGCACCAGCGCCAAAUGUGUUCUAAGCGUUGCAAUGGUCCCAACGAUCCUCAGAGAGCUUGCGAACAUGGUUUUUGGCCUGUUAGGGCAUGACGUCCACCAGCUAGAAAGCCUUUGUGUCUUUACAAAAGUAGCGCAGGACUGGUAGCGUUGCGGCAGUGACAGUGAGCAGGCCGGUAAGGGUGAAGAUGACAUCUUCGUCUCUUUGUCGUUUAAUGGCGUUACGACCUUUUCGAAGUACACCAGUGGGUCGAUGUCACUACAAUGGCAACUAAUAUCGCCAAUGGUAAUAACAGCGACCGAUUUAGCAUAUAAGUAUGGCGGCCUCAGCUUCGGUUCGCCGCGCCGCAGCAACAGGCUCAUCCGACAAUCCGAAGCUAACUACUCUGAAGAUGACUACUCCCAAUACGACCGGAACCGUCAGUGCCUCUCGAACAACGCGCCGUGAGCCGCCGUUAGCAGCGAAUCCCGAGCCAAACACGCCGUUCUUGGCUCCUCCUUCCCGUCCGCCGUCGCCUCGGAUCUCCUUUGCCAAAGCUUGCGCAACGGACGGACCCGAUUGACACUGCGGCUAGAUGCGAUAUGGGGCGUCCCGCAAGGCGUCGCGUUUCGCAAGGAACGGCGCUUCUUCUUUUGCCGCUCCGAUGCUUUGCUGUAGCCGUCGCUGUCGCUGCCACUAGCGCCGCGGCCGACGUUGCUCUUCGAUCGAUGAGUGGCUAACUCCCUGCCUGGCGGAGCUAACCAGAGCUCAAUCGAGGAGUCGAAAAAAAGCCAGAAAGGCUUUGGACCCUCAGGACGGCUGUUGCCGACUGGUGCCGUUACCGUGGCCGGAGCGCUGGAGCGCCGCUGGUGCUAAACGAAGUCCCUACCUCAGCCCUUGCCGCUUACUGCCGGGGUCCACGAGAUCUCUUGUUGUCGCCCGCACCGGCCGUGGCCCGCGAACACCAUCAUGAAAUAGAAGAAGAAGACGACAGUGAAGAUGACAAAGAGCAGUUAGAGAUGCGGCAGUAUCAGCUGGUAAGCAACAGUGUAACGUCACCCAAUGUACGGUUCCCGCAACAAGUUAACGCGUCUCUUACCGUGUGUUUUCUCCGGUUUGCCGGUUCGGUUAAUUGGGUGUCAAAGGCAUCCGCGCAGACCGCGCGUGAACGACGCGCCUUCAGAAGAUGUCUACGGGUGACAACGGGAUACAACGUUAGUUCUCGACGAUGCACAAAGAGAAAGUACUGAGAUGGCAAUCUUUAAAGAAGAUGCUGCGGAGAUGUGCGGUAACGGUAUGUACAGUAGCUUGAUUGCGUGAAGUUAUUCAGGCCCGAUGAUAUUGUAGUGAGAUAUAGGUCAGGUUGAGUGCAGGAGUGGCUCAACGAUGGAAAGACAGAGUGAAUUUUAGAAGUUGCUGCUGAUGGGGUAUGACCAAAGCGCACGGAUCACGUUUCGAUUACAAAGCACAUCUUGUAACGGUUUAGAGUAGGUCCUUGCGCGGCGACUAUAAUCAGUGAUUGUUUCACGGGCCCAGAUUUUCCUGAUCGGAUCGUUCCCACGUUCCUCUCUGAACCGACGGCCGAUUGAUUAGAAAACGCUGUCCCAAUAGAAGACUUGGCAGGAAUUUCUUCGAUGUUGUCAUGUCUCAGUUUAUAGUGUUCAAUCGUUACCCGCAAAUGUGAACUUCAGGACGCUUGGCACGUCAGGUGUACGCACCUGUGGGUUUGACACAGUUUGGGACGAUGGUAUACCGGAUUGAUCUGUAAAAAGAUGUGGACACGAAGUCUGGAAAGCUCGUCAGAGGAAUGCGUUUGCGUUUGGAGUGGCGGUGUUCAUGAGGGAGGGGGAAUUUUGAACAAAAUAUACGAUCAGCGAUAAGUGAAGUUGCAAGAUGAUUCGGCAAGGAGGAGUACUUCAACUGCCUUCAGUGAUGACCUAAUGCCAGGCAGUGACUCAUGUACAGAACAGACGAGCGUUGCCGUUCACUUGGGCUCUGGAACAUGAUGCUACCAUUUCAAGCUGUGUCUCCAUCACACGGUUUUUCGCCGUUGGCAGUAUCUUCCCUGAAGAUUGGUGAUCUCCCUUCAGCCGUACCAGGAUUUGGCGGUAAUGGCGGCCUUUACCAUUCGAUCACCCCAUCUUUAACUCCAUCCUAUUGCUCGACGACGACCAAUAAUAGUUCCAGCACGAAGACGAGCGACGCAAUCAUCAGGGGUACCAAUCCUUUAUCUCCUCUGUUGAAAUCACCACUGUCGUCGCCGACUUCGCCCCGGAGGGUGGGAAGUGGUCUCGACCGAGUCCUUCCCGUCGGUGCAAGUGGCUCCCUGGGUUCGCUUGCGAUCAACACUUGUCAAUGGGGACAGCCAACUGCGUCACAGAUAAGUCCUGGCUCAACUGGUUCAUUUGUACGCAGUCGAAGUCAUUCAUCACUGAUAGAUCUCCGGGAAGCGAAGCUGCUUCCGUUUCGCUCAUUUCCGGCAUCGCCUCACGGGUCGCGAACACCGUCCCCGUCAACGACCACAGCCCCCGGCCAUCAUGGAGGAAGCUGCAGUCCUUUACCAAUGGGAAAAAAACCGGCAAAGGUGUGCGGUGUUUGUGGUGAUCGAGCGAAAUCAUAUCAUUUUGGAGGCAUUUCGUGCGACAGUUGUAAAGCCUUUUUUCGCCGCUCGGUACAAAACGAAGCUUAUAAGAAUUUCCAAUGUCCUUACGAGGCCAAAUGUGACAUCACCAUUGCAUCCAGGAAAUGUUGUCAAUUCUGCCGGUUUCGCAAAUGCAACGACAUCGGCAUGGAAAAAGGAUGGGUUAUGACAGAGCUGGAACGGUCGCAACUGUUGAAAUCUCGAUUAGAGCGAAAGCAGCGUCUUCUAGCGGUUAAGACCGUCGGGUCCGCUAGCGCCACUGGAUACACUCCAGAAAACAGUAGUGGUUUUACUGGUUCAGGCACUGCCUUCGACCUAGGCAGUUGUCCGGGGUUGGGUUCACAGUUGACGACGGCUACGUCAUCUACGAACCCAAUUUCGAUUACGGAAGCCGCCGAAGGUUUUACCCGAAUUACAGAUUCGCCUUCGACAACUGUUGGAUCUUUAUCCACCGGAUUGGAUUCGACGACCUCACUAUUGGCUACGUCUGUUUCGGGGUCACCACGCUCGUCAAGUUGUCCCCCUGUCAGCUUGGCUGUUUCGCCAUCGGUAGCAUACUCAGCCACAGCUUCUGAUCUCACACCUGAAGACAUAGCGUUAAUUGAAGAACUGAUCAACUGUCAUCUCAGGUGUUGUCCUGCAUCCCUUCUGGAAGCAACUAGUGCAGCUGGAGGAUGCAGCGAGUCAGUUUCCAUCAGCGGCGGUACACCUGCAAGCGAAGGCGGGUCUUUACACGAACCACUGUCCACAGGACACCUGGUGACGCGAAGCUAUGUUCUGCAGCUCUUUUUCUCAGCGAUUCGACAAUUUUCGUGCUUUGCACAACAACUUGCGUCAUUUCAGGUGAUACCGAUUGCGGCUGAUCGGGAAACCUUGCUCCGGGCUUCGGUGCUCGAGAUGUUGUUUCUUCGCAGCGCGUUCGCCUACGACGCCAGAUUGAAAGGCUGGGUUGUCUCGCAUGAAGCCUCGCGCCGAACGGAUGAGGCUCUUGUAUAUUUCGAGGACGUGCGAGAACUCGUUGAUGAUGAAAGACUCCUCGAAAAACAUAAACGAUUCAUGAAGGGCAUGCAGGCAUCGAUGCCAGAGAAGGAUCACGUCGUUUAUACAAUUCUGAUGGCAAUCUGUCUCCAUUGUGGCGAUCGGAAGGGUCUGCUCAACUGUGGAUACAUCGUUGAACAACAAGAAAGAUAUAUUCUCCUACUCCAGCGAUAUUUGCAGUUUCGAUACAAGCCGACAAUAGGUAAGACGAUUUAUGCGCGAAUUCUGCUCAAGUUGGCGGACUUACGAGAGGUGGCUGAGUCGCAUCAGGAGUUCGACCUCAAGUUGACAGAAAAAGAGAUCCGAGAAAUCCAGGAACGUUUAGCGCAACAGACCUUUUCAACAAAUAGUGAUGGCUCAUCAGACUUGCCUUCACAGUGGCGAUUCCAUGAACAUAUCACAAGCAAGGUGAUAGUGCCGCAAAGUACAUUAAGCACAGAUCGGGAAAAAAGCCUGAAAGAAGCCUCGAUAACGAAUCAUCAUGCGUAGUUAGUGUAAUAGGGAAGGGUAAAUCGUCAUCGUACGCUAAACAGGGGUAAAUUUUAAAUAGUUAGAUGUAGGUAACGAAGUUUAGCUAUUAGAAACUUAGAAAAUUAGCUAGCAGAGACGUAUGCCCACAGUCGACGGAAUGCCGGGAAGCAGGUAUAAUAGACUAAAAGAUAAUUAAUAUGUGGAAAAAGCUUGUAUGUUAUAAGUAGAAGGUAACGACUUCGAAGAAUAUGUUCACACUUCUACAAUGCAAUCAUGAGGCCAUUAUGUUACUCGUCAUUCAGGUAAUCGCUUGAGUGACCAUGAAUAAAUCCGUCAGUGGUGCCGAGUUCCUUGUUAGUUUUGAUUUACUCAUAUGAUCUGCCUGUGUACUCUUUUAUUUUGGCAGAUACGGCUUAUAUUGAACUCUAAAGCCAUUGUAGCGGAUCUGAAAACCGAAGCAAAGCUAUUAAUAUAUAUAUUUAAUGUAGUGCCUGGCUAAUAUGUUGUGGCAUCUGUGCUGGCUAGGAAGCGAAUCUGUACUCAUAGAUAUAGGCUCUUUAGCCUUGUCUCAUUCAACAACUAUAAAAAAUACCUAUCGCAGUAAAGUUGUGGUAACUUGAUUUUCUUUUAAAUACAAAAAGAUCAUCUCUGCCAACGUAACAGUAGGACCGCAUUAGGAAAAUCGUGAGGUCUCGACGCGUAACGUGAUUGGAAAGUUAUGGGUCCUCCUCUGCAAAAUGGACGAAAUCUAUUGAGUGUAUUGCUAUAGACAUAUUUGGCUGAAGGUUUUCGCUCAAGUUGCUGUGAAUCAAAACACAAGUCGGACUUCACAAAACAGUAAUAUAUAUUUUAUGAUUCAGUUGCAUGCCUUUUGGUCAUGAAGGCAACUUUGUAUGUUCAGUAUUUUGACGCGCUCUGUUUUCUAAUGUUCGCCAUCUAUGUAUAUAAACAGUCAUCUCAUGAGCUUGCUUCAUUUCUAAACGUUUAAUAGGGAAUUGACAAUACCAAUAUAUCUAUCCAUUAACCUAUGUACAGCUACUGAUGUAUAUACACGGAGCUGAAUCCCAUAUAUUAAAUUUGAGGGAUCAAUGGACAACUUCUAUUUUCAAGUAAUUUAUCCGAGUCAUCGUUUACAUAUCUGCCACUAAACCGUAACAUUUACUGCUAUUUAAAAGUAAUAUCUAUGAUAUAUAGUAUUUUUCAGCGGAAAAAAAUGUAAAUAGACUUAAACAUUGUAUUAUGCAGCUUGAUGAUUCAAGCGUUCUUUGAACAGCGGUCCUUUCGUAUACGUGUAACGAUUAAGUGUGAUUUGCACGAAGGCAAAGUACGUGUACGACGUUGAGGAACGACAAUUUUGCAUGGGUAAAUAUUUGAUUUAUGGGGCCUGAAUAUCAGAGCGUCCUUAGGUGGCAUAUCCAAUAUGUGAAAACUCAAUGAUAAUCUAAUUCUUCGAAUAGAUGCUACCUGGAACAACAAGCUGACUGUUUGACGAAGACGUUCCGCAUAAGUAGCAAGUAUAUUUGACAAUUUGGAAUAAAAAGUAGUCGGCAUUAUUUUUUAUUAACAUGAUUUACUAAGCUUGAAAAAUAUGCACAAAGAUUAACUUUCUGAGGCAGAAGAAAUAUAUCGACUUGAAUUUUAACUACGCUAAUGGUUCUCAAGUCCCAUUCAGUAUUAAUUCUUAUAAAAUAUUAUUGCCUUCAGCACUUCAUUGUAAAUACCACUUAACACCAAACACCCUGGAAUUCACUGUGAAUAAAGACAUCGAUCGUUUGAUUGUGGCUUAGGAAUUUUUUUCCGCAGAACAGUUCGUAGUUAGGUAGUAUCAUUACAGAAAAGUACGGAGGAGUGCCAGUGAAUCGCAGUUAAAAAGAACCUAGAAUCUCUGAUCUAGCAUCUCCUUUUUAGGGAUGUCUAGCUUCAUAGAAGACCUGUGAAGUUCAUUAAACGUUCUGGUCUGUGUAUCACUUCGAGAGCGAUCCUCGAGUAAAGAACAAAAAAGAUAUCUAUCAUAGCUAUGACACCUGGAGUUUUUGUCUCUACGGAAUACACUGUUCAUCCUUAUUACUGAUCAAAUUGGCAUUUACUCCAAUGCAUUCUUUAUCUUAAUAGCUCCGUCGGCCUGCUCGAGUUUGCUAGAAACUCCAAAGUUUACCAUGUAACUUUCAGUAUUGAAGGACCACUGCAGUAUCCAGGUUUUAACAGGUGCCUUCUUUCGCUUUUAACAAGCCUUAAACUCAAUACAAGAACCCUCGGUUAUUGUAAAUGUUUUUGUUUCGUUUUCAAUAUAAUCGUAUCAUAUUGUUGUCAACGCAAAGAACGUACUUAUUUCUAAUUGGAGAUUCUCUAUGCGCAUAUCAGUCACGGGAGCUUAAGCAUCAUAACAUAUGCAGUGUACUUAAUACUUCUACGCGCGAAGAAUUACCGUGCGGCAGUAGCCGCGUAACGCAACCAAGUAUACUAUAUUGUAAGGUAACUUAUAAUGUAUGAACAACUGUUACCACGUUAUCGGGUCUCUUAUUAAACAAGAUAAAUGCGGACUAAUUGUAGUUAUAAAGUAUAUUACUGUCUAUGUGCAGGAUGUCGACGGCGACGAAGAGCACCAACGGUAACACAACGUCUCUCGUCUCUGAACAAACCGACUAGAGACUGACCCGUGUAGAAACCAGCUGAAAGGUGUGGGGACGAAGAGUGAGCGUCGCUAUAUGAGAGGAGAGGGGCAAAAAACCAUAGAGCGACCGUAAAAGAAGACUGACGAAAAUAGCACAAAGUGUAGAGGAUCGAAUGUUUUAUUAAAACUAAUUGUAUAUAGGCAAGAAAUCAUUUUUCGCUAUAAGAAAUAAUAAAAUAAGCAUUAUACGAGUUUUA
Varroa destructor (honeybee mite) is the source of this 7808-nucleotide messenger RNA. RefSeq names its product vitamin D3 receptor-like. Gene Ontology annotation, biological process: positive regulation of transcription by RNA polymerase II; cell differentiation; negative regulation of transcription by RNA polymerase II. The record is from RefSeq and is a predicted model, not a curated record. Lineage: Eukaryota; Metazoa; Arthropoda; Arachnida; Mesostigmata; Varroidae. Gene Ontology annotation, molecular function: RNA polymerase II cis-regulatory region sequence-specific DNA binding; nuclear receptor activity; zinc ion binding.